AUGCCAGCACAACGAGAAGCUCGAAUUCGUCGAUCGCGCAAAGUUUUCUCGCCUAGUGACAAUUUCAUUCGACCUACUCAUUACCUCUUAUAUUUUGAUUCAACCGAUUCGUACAGUAUUGUUUUAUUUAGUAGUAUUCAUGACAUUAUUAAUAAAACAGCCACAUUAAAUAUUCGUGGAUCAUUUGAAACGUGUGAAGAAGAACAAGAAAAAAGAACUAGAGAAUCUCAGCAAACUUCUAGUAAUGGCAAGGAUGAAGCAGUGAUCGAUGGUGAGGAUGAAGAUGUUGAUAUGCCUCCAUCCUCUCAACAGGAAGGUUUAAUCAAAACAUUUUCUUUAUCAAAUUUUCAACAAAAGAGACGUAUAACGGAUCGUGAUUAUUCACUUUGGGAUGAAGAAAAUGAUGAUGAUGAUAUUAAUGAAAAAACAAAUAAUCAAUUUGAUGAUUUAUCUCGUCCAACCGGUCCAUCGGACUUCGAUAAAAAUUCAAUCACGACUAAAAAAAAGAAAAAAAAAAGAAAACAAAAUCAAGCAACAGGUAAAAGUUUUAAACGACAACGAACAAGCAACAAUUACGAAGAUAUUGAACAAAUAAAUGCACUUAUUGAUCCAAUUAUCAUUAAUGAAAAGAAUACAAAAGCAACACAUUUUUCAACAGAAUCAAUGCGACAACCAAUGUGGUGUUAA
This is a messenger RNA of Rotaria sordida, 687 nucleotides long. NCBI's taxonomy places the organism in Eukaryota, Metazoa, Rotifera, Eurotatoria, Philodinida, Philodinidae. The record is from the annotation of a GenBank genome assembly.